This is a messenger RNA of Pollicipes pollicipes, 1601 nucleotides long. Its product is annotated as putative PE-PGRS family protein PE_PGRS46. NCBI's taxonomy places the organism in Eukaryota, Metazoa, Arthropoda, Thecostraca, Pollicipedomorpha, Pollicipedidae. The transcript has 2 exons. Bases 109 to 1458 code for a protein of 449 amino acids. The record is from RefSeq and is a predicted model, not a curated record.
GCCGGGGGCGGACGGCACGGCCCACGCCUGUCACCGCCGGCAUAAAGGCGGGCUGUGCCGGCCAAGGGCCGUCAGUGCCUGCCAGCCCUGUCCCCGGUCCCCGCCGCCAUGAAAGUCUGGCUCCUGAUCGCACUCGCCAUCGGCACCGCGUGUGCCGCCCCCAGUGGCAUCGGCUUUCCCCCACCGCCGCCUCCUUCACACCCACCAAUACCGCCGCCGCCACCGCCGCCGCCACCGCCGCCGCCGCCGUCGUCUGGUGCCAGAUCCCAAGUAAAUGUCAAUGGCGGCGUGCAGACGGACGGAAACGCGCGAGCUGGCGUUAGCGGCGGUACAACCUCGACCGAAGUCACGCCCGACCAGAAGACCAGGGCGCACGUGCGCGUCGAACUGACGUCGCAGGAACAGGGCGCCGUCAAGGGCAAGGGCUCCGCCGCCGGUGAGACGGACAAGCUCGUCACACCCAACAGCGAAGAGGCCAGCAGCCAGACGAGAGCCAACACCAAGGUGGUCAGCACCGGCCAGGCCACCGGCAACAUCGACGCCAAUGGUGACGCCGCCACCAUCGGCGGAGUCACCAAGACGGACUCCACGGCGGGCAGCAGCUCGGCUUCCCGCGGCGACGGCGCUGCCAAGGGUCAUAUCAACUCGGUGGGUUCGGCUGGCGUGGAGGUGCGGCCCGACGGCGUCGCCACGCGCACCGAUUCGGCCUCCGACGGCAAGGCCACGUCGACUGGCGGCGCGGGCGGCAGCGUGGCAGGCCGCGGCCGCGCCGCCGCCAACGGCGGCCAGGUCACGGGCGUCAGCGGCAGCCAGGUGGGGCUGGACGUCAUCGGCGAUGGCGCCGCCGAGGGCUCGGAGGGCGCCUACACCAAGGGCGUUACGGGCGGAGACGGCCUCGCCCAAGGGGCGAAGACUGAGGCCGGCUCCAAGGGGCACGUGGCCACGAGGGGCCCCGGCGCCGGCGCCGCCGGACAGUCCAGGGGCACGAGCCGCGCCGGCGACUCCAAAGGCACGCUGACCACGAAGUCGGGGGCGCAGAACUCGUUGGAGUCGACGAACGACGGCCAAGCCCACGCUGCGGUCCGUUCCGGCGGCGAGUCGGUGCUCGGCCUCGAUUCGUUCAGUGGCGACCUUGUGGGCGUCACCAGGGCGCACUCCACCGGGCAACAAGCCUCGGAUGGCAGCGCCUCCAGCAAGGCCAACACCCAGGGUCAGGGGGCUAACAAGCGGGGCGGUGGAGGCUCCCUGUCCGACACCGCCUUUAACGGCAACACGGCCGGGCCGGGCAGCAUCGCAGGCUCGGUCGUCACAAACGGUGAGCACCGCUUCAAGACUGAAGGCCUUCCCGUCCGCCCGCCGCUGAAGGAUCUGCUCGACCAGGUGCUGCCCAGUGGCGACAACCUAGGCAAGGGGCAGAAGGGCAAGUGCCCAAAGGGACAGUGCCCGAAGGGCAAGUGACCGAAGAGUAACCUUCUGUAAACGAGGGAUGGGAGGCCUGUCGAAGGGAGCCAGGCGGCCUUGGGGCGUGCUGUGUAUAGGAAUAUGUGACAAAUAAAAAACAGAUUGUGCCAUUUCCAUCACCUGGGUGCAGCCGUCAACAA